AUGCAUCGAUGUCUGGUCGUCCGCGAGCUCCUGACGAGUAUCUUUGAAUUUCAUGACAGGAAGAGAGAGCUGUCGGUCCUGGCAAGGACGUGUCGCGCGUUCGCCGACCCCGCCCUCGACAUACUCUGGAGGGAGUUGGCGUGCCUGAGCACGCUUAUCAAGGCCACCGUACCCUCGCAUUUGUGGGAAGACGUGUCGCCGCGGGGACUGUCAGAAAUAGUGACCCUGUUCUUCCGAGGACCACCCGCCCCAUCUGACCUGAAUCGUUUCGCAUACUAUGCGUCGAGGGUGCGGUCGCUAGGCACGAACGAAGCUGGCCGGGAAGGAGCUGGCGAGAAAAUAGAUCCAUCGGUGUUCCACUACCUACAUGAGUACCAACCAACCUCUCCGAUCCUUCCCAGACUCCGCCAUCUCGUGUGGAACAUCCUCAAUCCCAAUGCCCUCUCCUCUGUCGACCACUUCUUGGGCCCGAAUAUACUUUAUCUCCAGCUCUCCGUGUUCGCUCACCACUCGCAGCAAGACAUAAUGUUCACCUUCGACCGCAUACAGCAUAAAUGCGUUAAUCUCGAGGAGAUACACAUGGCGGAUCGCACCAAGUCCCCUGUGAUAGCUGAAGCAAGGUCACGUUUCAUGGGAUCGCUGGCAAAUUUGCGCGUGCUGUCGCUGACCCUUGGAUGCCGCACCCUGGGCUACCGGGCAAUGAUACACUUCUCGAACCUACAACUGCUCGAGAAACUCACUCUCACCAUCCGCGCCUUAUCCCCCACGACCGUCAAAGAUGCUAACUGGCACCAGACAUACGCCAUACCGGAGACGCCGUUUCCGCGGCUGCAGGUACUGUCAAUCGAGACAGCCGCGAUGGAUUUCUGUUUUGCUCUGCUGAGCUUGGUACAGGAGUCACCGUUGCAGACGAUGCACUUGGAUUAUGAUCCGUAUGAUGUCAUGCCCACCCCAGAUUACCCUGCAGACGGGCCAGCUUUGGGAGAUCGAGCUUUCAAGAGGUUACGCUUUCUGGACGUGUCUGUCCCCGAGCUCGCAGGAUGUAUCGCUCUAUUCAGGCCGCUACACCUGACCGCUCUAGAGAAGCUAGAUGUCAGAAUCGCGGUCCCAGCCGAGGAUGACUUGGAGCGAUUCGUUGUGGUCUGCUCGCAAUGUUGCUCGCCUUCGACCCUCACGUUCUUACGUUUGUCGCAGCGGUCGGCGUUUGUAGGAAACCUCUGUCAUCCAAGCGGUGUCAUCCUCCCGAUACUUCCAUUCUCGCGACUGACUGAUUUAAUCAUGCUUCCGGGCGGUCACGUCGAGGUUGACGACUCAUUGGCGGAUGAUAUGGCGAGUGCGUGGCCUGAGUUGGAAUGCAUAGCGAUUGGGGCUAGCGAUCAUACGAAAGGAAGAGGUAGGAUUACAUUGGGCGGUCUUGUGCCCUUCGCAAGACAUUGCCGUAAAUUACGGUGUGUCCGGCUUGCCAUCGACCUGCAUGGUGCCCUACCGCAACUCCCCUCACUCACAGUAGAGCUGGAUGGUCUGGGCAACCCGAGCGUCCGCGAGCUCUGGUUUGGCCUUUGUCCCAUGCCUCCGGACAAAGUGGAGGAAGUCGCGAAGUUUCUCAAAUCGCUGUUUCCCAUGUUGGAACUCUUGCACGCGUACCAUUCUGGUGGAUGCGGGCAGCGAUCGAGAGCUUUGGGUGGCUCGGACGAAGUAGUACCAACAGUAAUCUGGGUAUGGGCUUUCCGUGAGCUAUCUUCAAUUGCACCGUCGCUGACGGUGCAGCUUCGUCGGCGAGACGUAGAUUUAGAGAUUUAA
Messenger RNA from Gloeophyllum trabeum ATCC 11539, 1800 nucleotides. RefSeq lists its product as uncharacterized. The record is from RefSeq and is a predicted model, not a curated record. Lineage: Eukaryota; Fungi; Basidiomycota; Agaricomycetes; Gloeophyllales; Gloeophyllaceae. The coding region runs from base 1 to 1800 and encodes 599 amino acids. The transcript has 3 exons.